This is a messenger RNA of Penicillium mononematosum, 2367 nucleotides long. RefSeq lists its product as uncharacterized. The transcript is spliced from 2 exons. NCBI's taxonomy places the organism in Eukaryota, Fungi, Ascomycota, Eurotiomycetes, Eurotiales, Aspergillaceae. The record is from RefSeq and is a predicted model, not a curated record. Bases 1 to 2367 code for a protein of 788 amino acids.
AUGUCAUUCGAUAAAAACAAUCGAGGUUCGCGAGACAGACAGCGGUCAUCUUUCCGACGCGCCCCGAAAUUCGAUCAUUACAAUAUACCUACGAAGCUCCCAUCACCCCCUCAAGAAGAUGGUCCGCAUCCACGACACGCUAUUCGCCCAAGAUCUCUAGCCGAUGCGUAUCGAGACGCAUCAAAACACGCAAUGUCCGCCACAUAUGACGAAGAAUACAACUACGUGACAAGCCCAAGCCCGCGGUCGAAGCGGCAGCCGAUUAACGCGUUGUCGCCAAUAUCCCAGACUUCUCCUCCUCCCAAAGAACUCGAAGACGCAUAUAGGCGUAUCGAUGAAGAUGACGCUUUAGCCGAUCUCGUGCGCGAUUAUGACUGGGAACCGCAGUACAGCGCACGCUCCGGAAGCCGAAGUCGGCACUCAUCCUCCCGAGCAAAGGACACAAACAACGGCAGAGAAUCUGCCAAUGGACGACCCUUUUCCGACGCUGGUUUUGGCGAUGAACUCGGCGAUCAUCGAGCCCGCAAGAGCAGGGACUAUACCAAGGACGAAGAGCGAUUAAAGCGUGUCACGGGCCAACGCUCGCCGGUGUUCAGCAGGGCUCAGGUCGGACGGGAUGCCUUGACGGCGGAUAAUCUAAGAAGACGGAUGGAAGAUAAGGUUGUGGAGGAACACCCUGUGCCAGAGACUGACAGGACCGGCCUUCCUUCGCCGAAUAUACCCACUGGUUGGGGUUUCCGCGCUGGUCACCGACAAGAAUGGGAGAGAAAACCCACCCAGCGCAGUGUCUCGGCAGAAGAAGAGGAGAAAGCGCGUCGGCGCUGGUCGCCAACUAUUACAGAAACCCGGGAACACAAGCCUACACGUGCCUCUCCUGGUUCUCCAGCGCGGAGCACACUUUCUGCUAGAAGCGCUCUUGAAGAACGCUCUGCCAAUCCGCAUAUGCAGUCAACGCAAGAGGACUUCGGGGAAGCACAGUCUGGCCCAAAGCUGAUUUCACCCACUAGUGGCGGCGAGCCGAUUCCCAAUUCCCCUAUCACAGUGUUCAAAAACUCGUCGUUUGCGAGGCCCAGCCCAAGCAAGCGAGACUCUAGGGAUCUACUACGCAAACUUUCCAGGACCGAAAGUCCCAAAAUUGAUCAAGCCCAAACCCCCGAGCCAGUCAAACUGUUUGAAAGCAAAAUUUAUGAUAAAACACCUCGGGUAACUGGCGCGUGGAUCGAUACUCCUAUGACCCAGCGGGUUGCUGACAAGGUCGAGCUACCCGAUGAUCUGACGAAAGACAUCGUCCCUCCGCGCAUAAUGAAUGAACCAAAGGAUAUUGCACCCCCUACGAAACCAACGGAUGUCAAAUCGAAAACGGAAGAACCGAAGCCCGCGCAGGCUGCCGAGAAAGAGCCCCUUCCUGGACCACUUCCUGGGAAGGAGUCAAGACCCCUGUUGAUGCGGCCCAUUCUACCUAAAAGUGCCUUAGAGACAGUCAUUGAGGAUGCAAGCUCCGGCAAAGACGUCGAGUUCGGAGAUGACACCAUCGAGUCACUUCAAGCAUUUAUGGACGCCGGCGCAGGUGAAACCAAGGCUGAGGAAGAUGACGAAGCUUACAAAAAGGCCGUCCUCGCCCAGCUCGAAAAUGCCGAUUCAAAAGGACAUGAUGUGGUUGACUUAGAUUCAUUGAAUGUCAAGCUCAACUCUCUAAUGAGACAUAUCGACGAAGUCAAGAAAGGGCUUGACGGGCUGGAAGAUCACGUUACACGGGACACCGCAAUAGUAUCGCAAGCAAAUUCUUCAACCAAGAAGAACCCGCUGUCAUCACACUUGCACACAGGCGAAUCCUGCAAAGGCUGUGGCACACAAUCUGAUGGACGAGUCUACGCCGCGAUACCUCUUCCUCGGCUGUGGAAGCGGAGCCCGCGAUCCCAGCGCCUUCGGCCCACCAAGCUCGGCUGGUUCAUCAUCAUCUCACUCUCGUGGUAUAUCAUCGAAUGUCUGAUGUGGGACCAGUAUAGCCAUCCUGAAAUAUCCGAAAGCUGCGAAGGCUACUGCCUGCAGCCCGAUGCGCCUGUAUACCCCUGGGUAACUGUCACAAUGUUGUGGCGCUGGUCACACCUUUCGGUUAUAGUCACGCCCAUUUUCGCUAUCUGCGUUGCCUUCUCUCGGCUUGUGGCGCAAUUGAUGGGUCUUUCGGAUGGCUACGUGGAUGACGCGCCGGAGCUUGGAAAUAUCAUUGGCGAAAUCCGCAUCAACGGAACGCCAGUUGCGUUCCCUUGGCUUGCAGCCUGUCUGGUCAGCUCGCCCCCGCCCCCGCAGAUGUGGGACAAUGACCGGCUGUCGGAGGAGGAUGCAAUGGACAACGAUGAAUAUCUUUAG